AUGGACCCCAUGAAGGAGUGGCCCGCCCAGAGGAUCCGGCAGACCUUCCUGGAUUUCUUCGAGGGCAAGGAGCACACCGUCGUGCCGUCCUCUCCCGUGGUCCCCCACGAUGACCCAACCCUCCUCUUCGCCAACGCGGGAAUGAACCAGUUCAAGCCCUGCUUCCUGGGCACCGCCGACCCGAAGGGCCCGCUCGCGAAGCUCAAGCGCGCCACCGACACCCAGAAGUGCAUCCGCGCGGGCGGCAAGCACAACGACCUCGACGACGUCGGCAAGGACACCUACCACCACACCUUCUUCGAGAUGCUCGGGAACUGGUCCUUCGGCGACUUUUUCAAGGAGGAGGCCAUCGGGUGGGCGUGGGAGCUCCUCACGAAGGUGUACAUGCUCCCCGAGGACAGGCUCUACGCCACGUACUUUGGCGGUGAUCCCGCGCAAGGCCUUCCCCCCGACGACGAGGCCAAGGAGAUCUGGCUCAAGUACCUCCCCCCGCACAAGGUGCUCCCGUUUGACUGCAAGGACAACUUCUGGGAGAUGGGAGACGUCGGCCCGUGCGGUCCGUGCACCGAGAUCCACUACGACCGCAUCGGCGGCCGCGACGCGAGCGACCUCGUCAACAUGGACGAUCCCAACUGCCUCGAGAUCUGGAACGUCGUCUUCAUCCAGUUCAACCGCGAGGAGGGCGGCGUCCUCAAGCCCCUCCCGGCGAAGCACGUCGACACCGGCAUGGGCUUCGAGCGGCUCGCGUCCAUCCUCCAGGGUAAGAUGUCCAACUACGACACCGACGUGUUCAUGCCCAUCUUUGACGCCAUCCAGGCCGUCACCGGCGCGGAGCCCUACGCCGGUAAGCUCGGCGCCGAGGACGUCGGCGAGAAGGACAUGGCGUACCGAGUCGUCGCCGACCACGUUCGCACUUUGACCUUCGCCAUCGCCGACGGCGCGGCGCCGGGGAGCGACGGGCGGAACUACGUGCUCAGGCGCGUGCUCAGGCGCGCGGUGCGGUUCGGGCGCGAGAAGCUGGGCGCCAAGCAGGGCUUCUUCGCGACGCUCGUCAAGACGGUCGUGCAACUCUUCGGGGACGUAUUCCCGGAGAUUGUCAAGGAGGAAAAACGCGUGACGGAGAUCAUCGCCGAGGAGGAGGAAUCCUUCGGCCGCACGCUGCUCAAGGGAGUCGAGCAGUUCAAGAAGAUCGCCGCCAAGGCUAAGGAGGAGGGGCGCGACACCGUGUCCGGCGCCGAGGCGUUCCUCCUGUGGGAAUCCUUCGGGUUCCCCGUGGACCUCGUCGAGAUUAUGUGCGAAGAGAACGGCAUGAAGGUAGACAACGCCGGCUUCGAGGAGGCCUUCAAGGAGGCGCAGGAGAAAUCCCGCGCCGCCGGUAAGAAGGGCGGCGGGCGCCAGCUGCUGUUCGAGGCGGAGGCCACCGCGUGGCUCGCGAACAACGGAGUUCCGCUCACCGACGACUCGCACAAGUACGCCGCGGGCAGCGUCCCAGAGGCGACGGUGAAGGCGAUUCUCACCCUCGACGGCUUUGUCGAAUCCACCGAGAACGUCGAGGGUCCCAUCGGCCUGGUGCUCGAUAAGACCUCGUUCUACGCCGAGUCCGGCGGUCAGGUGUGCGACGUCGGCGUCAUCAAGUCCGGGUCCGCGUCCGCGACGGUGGAGGAUACCAAGGUUGCCGCCGGAUUUGUGCUUCACAGCUGCGAUUCCGUGGACGGCGCGGUGGCCGUCGGCGACGCCGUGCGUUGCCUCGUGGACUACGACCGCCGCGCGAACAUCAUGCCCAACCACACCAUGACCCACUGCCUCAACUACGCCCUCCGCCGGGUACUCGGCGACUCCGUCGACCAGAAGGGAUCCCUGGUGGACGACGAGAAGCUCCGCUUCGAUUUCAGCCACUCCAAGGCGAUGACCCCGGAUGAGAUCGAGAAGGUGGAGGCGCUCGUCCGCGAUCAGGUGAACGCCAAGCUCGCCGUGCACACCCGCGAGGUUGCGCUCGCAAAGGCCAAGGAGAUCUCCGGCCUGAGGGCGGUGUUUGGCGAGGUUUAUCCCGAUCCCGUUCGCGUCGUCUCCGUCGGCCCGUCCAUCGACGACCUCCUCGGCGCGCCCGCUUCGGAGGACUGGAAGGGAUACUCCAUCGAGUUCUGCGGAGGCACCCACCUCGCGAACACCUCCGACGCCGCCGAUUUCGUCCUCCUCUCCGAGGAGGGCAUCGCCAAGGGCGUCCGCCGCAUCGUGGGAGCCACCAAGGGCGCGGCGGCGGCGGCGAUGAAGACGGCGGCUGACCUCGCCGCGCAGGUCGCCGCCUGCGACGCCCUCUCCGGCGCCGAGCUCGAGAAGGCGAUGGCCGCGCUCAAGGGCACCGUCGACACCUCCGUGAUGCCGGCCGUGCAGCGCGCGGAGAUCCGCGACGCCAUGGCGAAGCACACCAAGCGCAUCGCCGCGGCCAUGAAGGAGGCGGCGGCGGCGGCCAAGGCUAACGCCAUCGCCGCCGUGGAGGAGCGAACGACGGAGGCGAAGGCGGCGGGCGCGUCCGUCUUUGUCGCGCAGCUUGGGGAUUUCACCGACCCGGCGGCGCUCAAGGAUGCGGCGGCGGUCGCGUUCAAGCAGGGCGUGGCGUGCGCGCUCUUCUCGAAGGACCCGAUUAAGGGCAAGGCUAUGUGCUACGUGUCCGUCCCCGAGGGCGUGAGCCUCGACGUGAAGGGCUGGCUCGCGGCGUGCUGCGGACCCAUCGGAGGCAAGGGCGGCGGCGGGAAGGGCGGGGUGGCGCAGGGUCAGGGUUCCGACGUGGACGGCCUGCCCGCGGCCGUCGACGCGGCCAAGGCUUUCGCCGGACUCUAA
Messenger RNA from Micromonas commoda, 2838 nucleotides. Its product is annotated as alanyl-tRNA synthetase. Bases 1 to 2838 code for a protein of 945 amino acids. Gene Ontology annotation, molecular function: alanine-tRNA ligase activity; amino acid binding; ATP binding. The transcript has a single exon. Gene Ontology annotation, cellular component: mitochondrion; chloroplast; cytoplasm. NCBI's taxonomy places the organism in Eukaryota, Viridiplantae, Chlorophyta, Mamiellophyceae, Mamiellales, Mamiellaceae. The record is from RefSeq and is a predicted model, not a curated record. Gene Ontology annotation, biological process: alanyl-tRNA aminoacylation; tRNA modification.